CUCUAAAUACGCUCUCCAAACGUUGCCGGUACGCGCUCCGCCAUUUUCAAAAGCGUGAGUAGUGCGGAAUCUUUGUUUACAAUCCAUCGCAUCUAGACCUUGUAUGUGGAGAUAAAGGUUUGAAACAUAACGGAGGUAAAGACGGAACAUCACCAUGUCUAUUGGUGUGCCUAUUAAAGUUCUGCACGAGGCAGAAGGCCACAUCGUAACCUGCGAAACAACCAUGGGUGAAGUGUACAGAGGAAAGCUUGUUGAAGCCGAGGACAAUAUGAAUUGCCAAAUGGCUAACAUCACAGUUACUUACAGAGAUGGCCGAGUUGCACAACUAGAAAAUGUUUACAUCCGUGGAAGCAAGAUUCGGUUCCUCAUACUUCCAGACAUGUUAAAAAAUGCCCCAAUGUUCAAGAGAGUCCAAGGCAAGGGUGGCGGCGCAGGAAGAGGAAAAUCUGCAAUUCUUCGUGCACAGGCUGCCCGAGGGAGAGGAAGAGCUGGUGGGCGUGGCAAUGUGUUCCAGAAAAGACGUUGAUCAUUCUCUAUUUCAAACUGGCCAAGAUGGCGAUGUGUUGAUUUUCUUUAAGACAUUACGUGAGGCCAUGAUCAUGGUCAGUUCAAUCAUCUACACCGAAGAUGUGGAAAUACAACUGAUAAUACAUCAAGAGAAGUUUACUGCGUUCAGUACAGAUAUAUUUGUCUAAUGCAAGCACAUGAUCAUGAUACAUUGUAUAUAUAUGCUUUCUAAAUCAAGGUUUUGUCAUUUCAUCACCACUUCAUUAAACUCAUUUAAUCUA
Molecule: messenger RNA, 788 nt
Organism: Haliotis rufescens (red abalone)
Lineage: Eukaryota; Metazoa; Mollusca; Gastropoda; Lepetellida; Haliotidae
Product: small nuclear ribonucleoprotein Sm D3-like
Exons: 2
Coding region: 155-526 (123 amino acids)
Biological process (GO): RNA processing; spliceosomal snRNP assembly
Cellular component (GO): spliceosomal tri-snRNP complex; precatalytic spliceosome; catalytic step 2 spliceosome
Molecular function (GO): RNA binding
Source: RefSeq, a predicted model, not a curated record